Rubroshorea leprosula is the source of this 1329-nucleotide messenger RNA. The record is from the annotation of a GenBank genome assembly. Lineage: Eukaryota; Viridiplantae; Streptophyta; Magnoliopsida; Malvales; Dipterocarpaceae.
AAAGGAGGUAAUUCUCUGGUUGGCAGGCAGAUUCUAGUUCAAAGGCGUCAAAUUUGAGGAAAAAAAAUGAAUUUCACUUCUUGUUUCUCAAGUUGCUUCUCUUCCACAUCAAAACCAGGAAGGAAUGAAUCUGGUGGAGAAAACGAUCAGGAUAUGUGCAUUUUCACUUAUAAUGAGCUGAGAAUUGUUACCCAAAAUUUCUCCAGCUCAAACAAGAUUGGAGGAGGCGGUUUUGGCACUGUAUACAAGGGUAGGCUUAGAAAUGGCACUGCUGUAGCUGUAAAGGUGCUUUCUGUUGAACUUGAGUCAAUGAGAGGGGAGAGGGAGUUCAUAUCUGAAAUAGCUGCACUUUCCAAUAUCAAGCAUGAAAAUCUUGUCACACUUAGAGGGUGUUGUGUGGAAGGAGCUAACAGGUUCUUGGUCUAUGAUUACAUGGAAAACAACAGCUUAGCACACACUUUACUGGCUCGAGAGCAAAACAGGAUGCAAUUUGGUUGGGAGAAUAGAAGGGAAAUCUUACUAGGAAUAGCUCGAGGGUUGGCCUACCUUCAUGAUGAGGUCCAACCCUAUAUCUUGCACAGGGAUAUCAAAGCCAGUAACAUACUUCUUGAUCAGAAUUUCACCCCAAAAGUUUCAGAUUUUGGUCUUUCAAGGCUUCUGAGGGUUGACAUUUCUCACAUUAGUACUCAUGUUGCUGGGACACUGGGCUAUAUUGCGCCAGAGUAUGCUGUCAGUGGACGUUUGACGCGAAAAACAGAUGUUUACGGUUUUGGAGUACUGCUGUUGGAGAUCAUCAGUGGUCAGUCGGUUGUUGAUUUUGAUUUAGAACAUGGCGAACAUUACCUGGUUCAAAAGGCAUGGGAAAUGUAUAAGGCUAACAGCAUAAUACAAUUGGUGGAUCCAACACUGGGUAUGAACUACCCUGAAGAAGAAGCUGUUAGAUUCAUCAAGGUUGGUCUGCUUUGCGUUCAGGAGAUUGCCAAUCUCAGACCAGGGAUGUCAGAAGCUCUGAAAAUGCUGAGCAAUGAGAUUGAUGUUGGACCUGUUCAAGUUUUACAACCUGGCCUUGUUGCUGAUCUUAUGGGCAUCAAGUUAAGCAGAAAAGACUCGUCUCAGUGCUCUUCCUCCAAUGUCUCUAGCAUGGAAAGCAGGCCUGGUCUCCAUAGUGCAUACUUUUGACAUCAAAAAAAUGAUUGCAGAACCAUGUAAAUAGUUCAAAUUCAUUCCUGAUAAAUUUGUUGUGCGAUUCUAACAAGCUGUGUUUCAGAAUGGAGAGGAUUAUAUUGCUUUGAAAGAAAAAUAAGAAGGAAAUAAAUAGCUUUUCCCAAU